Molecule: messenger RNA, 1492 nt
Organism: Rhodamnia argentea
Lineage: Eukaryota; Viridiplantae; Streptophyta; Magnoliopsida; Myrtales; Myrtaceae
Product: CAX-interacting protein 4-like
Exons: 3
Coding region: 190-1200 (336 amino acids)
Molecular function (GO): zinc ion binding; nucleic acid binding
Source: RefSeq, a predicted model, not a curated record
UGAUGUUUCGAUGAUCUACUCUUUCUGAUUUCAAUGUUUCUGGGGUGGGUCGGAUGUAGAAUCUGAUGCUCGUAAGCAAAGCCGAUCAAUUCUUCGUUCUUCCCGUCUUGAUGAGCGUCUCUUUCGAUGUUGAUGGGCCUAUGCACGGUCUUGUUUUCUUUCUUUUGGAUGGCUUGAUCUGCUUCAAAGAUGCCGGCCACUGCAGGAAGGGUUCGCAUGCCUGCGAACAAUAGGGUUCACAGUAGUGCAGCCCUUCAAACCCAUGGUAUAUGGCAGAGUGCGAUUGGGUACGAUCCUUACGCUCCCAACAAGGAUGAGUCGAAGAGUUCGGCUCCCAGUAAGGCUGCCGCUGCGGAGCCCGAGGGCGAGAACGCCUAUGCGAGCUUCCAGGGUCUGCUUGCCCUUGCCCGUAUUACUGGGUCAAAUGCCGAUGAGGCCCGUGGCUCGUGCAAGAAGUGUGGCCGUGUUGGGCACCUGACAUUUCAGUGUAGAAACUUCUUGAGCGUGAAGGAGGAUACGGAAAAGGACCCGGAGGCUGUGCAGGCUGCACUUGCAUCUUUAACUGGGUUGGAUAAGCUGAAGGGGAAGGCUAACAAGCUGAAUGGCAAGACUGAAGCAGAAAGUGAGGAGGAUAGUGAGGAGGAUGAAAGCGAGUCUACAGAUUCUGAUGUGGACUCAGAGAUUGAGAGGUUAAUUGCCAAACGCCAGGGGAAAAAGGUCAGCAGUAAGGGUAGCGAAGACAAUUCAUUGAAGAAGAAGAAGAAGAGGAGGGAUGAUUCGGAAGAUGAUGAUGCGGACAGUGAUCCUGGGGAGAGAAAGAAAAGAGGGAGGUCAAAGAAGAGAAAGAGUGGAAGGAGAAGAAGUAGUCUCUCUGAGGAUGAGGAUGAAUCAAGAAAGAAGAGGAGGAAGGAGAGGAGAAGGAAGAGGGAUGAGUCAUCAGAUGAGGAGGAGCAUAGACGGCGGCGCCGGAAGAGUAAGAAUGAGAAAAGGAGGAGGAAGAGUCGUAGACAUUCAGAUGACUCUGACUCGGACGAAUCAGGUGAUUCUGGUAGGAGGCACAGGCGGAAGAGCCGGAGGAGGGUAGCUGCAUCUUCUGAUUCUGGAGCGGGUACCUCAGAUGACUCGCGUGUUGGUAGGGAUGCAAAGCGAUCUGGGAAGAGUAGCAGAAGAUACCGUCAUAAAGAGGAUGAGUCUAGCUAAGAUAGAUUCGGAGGGUGAGGACAUGGUGUUUUCUGUGGAAAUCGUUUUAGCUGAUGCAGAGGAUGGCGAUUGAGCGACCUGUUGUGUGCAUUGUUGAGAAAGCGGAAAAGAAAAGAGUGUGCAAGUGUGUGGAUUUAUGUUCUUGCUCCUCUUAGUAUUCGUUGCCCUUUACUACUGCAAGUGUGCUAAUGGCGUUGUUAUCGUAUCUACAUAUCCAUGACUUAUGGGUUGUUGGACAGUAUAUUUGCUACCUGCAUUUUAUGAAUAAUGUCAGCUCUUGAGAUUUCUCUGA